AUGGUCGUCCCGAAUCAAGCCUAUCUAUUCGCCAUCGACAUCGACGGCCUGUACACCAACAUCAACACCGUCCUUGGCCUGCAGGCAGUGUCCUCCACCUUUACCCAUAACCCGGAUCACCUCAGACCAGACUCCCAUAUCCUCCAAUUACUUUCUAUCUGCCUCAACAAUAAUGAUUUUACCUUUAACAACCAACACUUCCUGCAAAUUCACGGGACGGCCAUGGGCCAACGCUUUGCACCCUCAUAUGCUAACAUCUAUAUGAGCGAGCAGGAGGUGUACAGUUCCUCUGACAGUGAGCAUGAGGAGGAGAAGGAGGACGAAGCAGGAAACGACGACCCAGAAUUCAGUGCAGACAUUACUUCCUCUGAGGAGAAGGACUCGGGUGGCUCAGAUGAAGGUCAGGACUGGGAGCUGAUGAAGCAGGAAGUGGUCAACCAGGUCACGUCUGAGCCCUCUAAACGUCCCCGGAGGCGCUGGUCUCAGCGUAUAUGCGCUCUAGAGCUGAAGGUGAAAUCCAUGCUGGACCUGAGACACCUAGAGAGCUUUUCCCAUAAGAAGAACCCCAACUGCUCACCAGACAGAGAGAGAGGGAACACGUUCAGCCUGCAGGAGCCCAUGCUGCAGUUUGAGGAGAGAGCCAAGAGGCAUCGGCCCUGGCCUCACGCUGCCUGGCUGCCUUCAAAUCCAUCCAAGGGCACCGGGGGGGCUGACGGGGGGGCACCGUACUGUGAGGGGAGCGAGGGUGAUGCUCGUCUGCAGGCCAGUGAUUACACGGUGAAGGAGCAGUGCUGCAGGACGCAAGGACGAGGGGUCCGCAGUGGGAGCAAGGAGAGCCGUAGCCCGGACAGUGCCUGCUCUCUGGGCUACAACAGCAGGGGCUCCAGCCAGAACAGUGUCCUGGACGAUUCUGCAGACUUUGAGUCUCUGAGCCAAGAAAUCUCUGAUGAAGAGAAUGAAGAGAGGGAGGAAGAGGAGCAGAAGGCAGAAGAGACAAGUAUGGAGGAGGCUUUGAGGAAAGUGACCGAGACUUCUGACCACGGCAGAGAAGAUCCCCACAAGCAGAACAUUGGGAUUCUGGAAGAGAGCCACCACUUGAUGGAGCAGAGCAGGGCCCCCCGGCUCAGUAUGUCUUCACGCUUCCUGACCAGAAGACAUAAUAACAGGAGCAUGCCUCUCUUUGCCAAUUUGCACGAUAAGGAACAAUGCAGCCGCUUUGCUAAGCCCCCAGUGUCAAAAGUGCGACCCUUGAUGGAAGAUAGCCGGAGCAGAAACAUGGAAUACAAAACCCCUGGCAGGAUCGAAGGGCAAAAUGAUCUUCCAGCUGCUGUGUUGCCUCUCAGCAAGGCAGAUUCUCCUGUCCUCAGACCCAUGAAGAGGAGAAAGACUUCAUUGUCCAACCUGUGGAGGAUGUCCAACCAACCCUCUAAAGCUCCACUGAUGCCGGACUCAGCCACAUGUUUACAGAAAUCACACUCUGUCCAGGACCUCGCCUCCGACCCUCCUCGCUCCCCUGUGCCCUCUAGUGACCCUAUUGAGUUGCGCAAGAGACUUCAGCAGCUUGUCCUGGAUCAAGACAAUCCCCAGCCUUCCUCCCACCUUUCCUCCCCCUCCUCUGGGUCCCCUCGGUCUCUCGACUCCCCCCUGCCCUGGGAUAGCCCUAAACUCAAGUCCCCAAACUCCUACAUGAAGCCCACCGCCAGCUCCAAGGCCAAAGGUAGCCGCUCCAACUCGCUGGGGGACGUCAGGCAGACGGGCUCUCCACCUUGCUCUCCGUCCCCGCUCGGGGUCAGGAGGUCGCGUGGGGCGAUGGAAACUGGAUCCCCCUUGGCCAUCUCGUCCCCCGUCACCAGUUUCUCCUUUAAUAUCUCAUCAACAUCAUCCCUUGCAGCCUUUCCUCUAUCAAACAGUCCCCCCCCAACUCCCACAGAGGCAGUUUCACCCUCUCCUUUUACUCAGAACUUACCGCCAACACGCAUCCCGCUUCCCAGACAGCCUCUCAGCCCUCGCCGCAGCUUCUGCUUCGAUGGGACUCAAGUGAGGGCUUUUACACCUUCCGUACACCCAGAAGGGGACGUCACACCUACUCCAGGAAACAGAGGACUGGGCAAGAGAUUCUCUAAGUGUCUAAGUUUGGAUCCUUCUUUGCAAAGUUUACUACCAGUGAGGCAGAAGAGAGACUCAGUUUCAGAGAGUGCUAAAGAGCCAUCACAGGUGGCCGUGGCCAGAGAGUGCCCUCUGGUGCCCGAACAGGUCCACACAUCCAUCGCUGAUCCCAAGCCAGAUCACUCCAUCACCUUGGAAACCUGUAGGCAGGCUGUUACAGAGCUCCACAACAGUCUGAGGAAAAUCGCCAUGCUCUACACUACGAUGCUACAAUGCGACCAGCAGCCCGGUGAAGAUCAAACAGAGAUGAGGGGCAUCCUGUCUAAGGCCCUGUUCAAGGUCAAGGCUGAGCUGGACUCUUUAUCUCCCCCCUCCUCUCAGAGUGAAGGGCCCCCUGUGGACCAGGGGGUCAAAGGCGAAGGAGACAGAACCCUGGCCCUGCUGGAGCAGUACGCUGAGCUGCUGCUGAAGUCUGUAGAGAGGAGACUGGACACUAAGACGUGAGGACUGGAGAUGAUGCCAGGUGUAUGUACUGUACGCUCAUAUAGCCCACUGUGAACCGCACACUUGUUUUUUGCACAGAGAUCUUUUUCAAACUUUAUUUAUUGGCUGAAUGCAGAUAGGAUGUGAUUAUAUAUUUGGAGAAACUGAGUUAAUGAAUGCUGAAUGAGUAUUGUACACUGAGUAAUAAAAAGUUGCCUUAUUCAUAUAAA
This is a messenger RNA of Notothenia coriiceps (black rockcod), 2819 nucleotides long. Its product is annotated as mitogen-activated protein kinase-binding protein 1-like. Gene Ontology annotation, cellular component: cytoplasm. Bases 1 to 2610 code for a protein of 869 amino acids. The record is from RefSeq and is a predicted model, not a curated record. Lineage: Eukaryota; Metazoa; Chordata; Actinopteri; Perciformes; Nototheniidae. Gene Ontology annotation, biological process: negative regulation of canonical NF-kappaB signal transduction; positive regulation of JNK cascade. The transcript has 15 exons.